Molecule: messenger RNA, 943 nt
Organism: Engraulis encrasicolus (European anchovy)
Lineage: Eukaryota; Metazoa; Chordata; Actinopteri; Clupeiformes; Engraulidae
Product: asialoglycoprotein receptor 1-like
Exons: 7
Coding region: 1-909 (302 amino acids)
Molecular function (GO): signaling receptor activity
Source: RefSeq, a predicted model, not a curated record
AUGGACACGCCAACGCCGCCUCCAGAAACAGACAGCGCGUACAUCCCCAUGAACUCCGUGCACAGCUUUCGCUUCGACUCGCUCUCCAAGUCCGACAAUAUCUACGAGAGCCCGCGCCGCGCCCUGGAUGGUACCUCCGGCUCCGGGGGCUGGGGCGGCAAGGCAGGCCGGGUGUGGAAGCAGGCCAGGGGGCAGCUGCUGUGCCUCGGGGUGCCCUGCCUGGUGCUCCUGGUGGUGGUGGUGCUGCUACUGCAGAAUAACAUGAGGAAGGACCGGCAGCACGAGAACUACAUCAACCUGACGCAGGAGAGGGAGACGCUGAAGAUACGCCUCUUCCAGCUGGAUGGUAUUAAGAGAAACUUGACAGGAGAGAAAGAGAGACUGCAAGCAAGCAUUACUGAGUUGGACCAGAGAAAUAAGAAAUUGACAGAAGAGAAGACUGAGAUCCAGAGGACGCUCUCGGACAUGAAGAUCCGUCUCCAUAAUCUCACCGAGGUCAAUGCCUGGAACAACAAGAAGCUGGACAAACUAGGGUGGUGUUCGUUUGGCUCCAGCUGGUAUUGGAUCUCCAGCGAUAAGAGGAACUGGAGCGAGAGCAGAGCUGACUGUCAGGAGAGAGGAGGAGACCUGGUCACUAUCAACAGCAGAGGAGAACAAUUGUUCCUGGCCGGUAAGGCUCUGAGGGCCUGGAUUGGUCUGACUGACAUGGAGGAGGAGGGCACUUGGAAAUGGGUGGAUGGCACCAACUUAACCAAAGCGUACUGGAACCCAGGCCAGCCCAACGACUACCGAGAGACUCCGGAUGGGGAGGGCCAGAACUGUGCUCUGAUCUGGGACAGAACCAACCCCAUGAAGACCUGGAACGACGAGGCAUGCUCGAAAAGCGCGCGCUGGAUAUGUGAGGUGUAGAUGCAACCAGGGUGCGAUUUGUUGAAAAACCAGA